CUAAAAAAGAACGGGGGGGAAAAAACGCAGAAAAUAGUCGAAAAUGUGUACACAAAAAGUCUAACUAACUAAAGUUUUCAUGAGUGAUACGGUCCAAGAGUUUAGUGCGAGAAGAUCGAGCGGCCAGUGAGAGGCCAGGUUUAGUCGCAUUUAUCCCGGAAUGGGUCGCGCUUCGUAGAUUUUCCUGCAUCUGCUGGCGGAGAUUCGACUUCCCCUCCGCUGUAAAAGUUUUAGCUAAUCGCAGGCAGCAGUGCCCAACACGCAGACCGUUGGAAGAGUGCCAAGGAGCCAUCAUGACGCUGGAGACGCAGCCCGUUGGCGGGGUGAGCGACGGCAAGAUCGCUGGGCUCUAUGAUCUGGAGGAGACCCUGGGAUCCGGGCACUUUGCCGUGGUCAAGUUGGCCCGGCACGUGUUCACCGGCGCCAAGGUGGCGGUCAAGGUGGUGGACAAGACCAAGCUGGACGAGGUGUCCAAGGCGCACCUGUUCCAGGAAGUGAGAUGCAUGAAGCUGGUGCAGCACCCCAAUGUCGUGCGACUGUACGAGGUUAUUGACACCCAGACCAAGCUGUACUUGGUUCUGGAGCUUGGCGACGGCGGUGAUCUGUACGAUUACAUAAUGAAGCACGAAUCCGGCCUCAGCGAGGAGCUGGCCCGCAAAUACUUCCGCCAAAUCCUACGUGCUAUCACGUACUGUCAUCAGCUGCACGUGGUGCACAGAGACCUUAAGCCGGAGAAUGUGGUGUUUUUCGAAAAGCUGGGCCUGGUCAAGCUCACCGACUUUGGGUUCAGCAACAAGUUCUUGCCGGGCCAAAAGCUGGAGACCUUCUGCGGCAGCUUGGCCUACUCGGCCCCGGAGAUUCUACUGGGUGAUUCAUACGAUGCGCCGGCAGUGGACAUUUGGUCCCUGGGAGUCAUCCUGUACAUGCUGGUUUGCGGUCAGGCGCCUUUCGAAAAGGCCAACGACUCGGAAACCCUCACCAUGAUCAUGGACUGCAAGUAUACGGUGCCCUCGCACGUGUCCACUGAUUGCCGGAAUCUAAUUGCCUCGAUGCUGGUGCGGGAUCCCAAGAAACGGGCCACCGUCGAGGAGAUUGCCUCCUCCGCCUGGCUUAAGCCAAUUGACGAGCCCGACUCCACGACGUCCGCAACGGAGCAUAUGCUGCCUUUGGUCAGCCGCGAGCAGCUGGGCGAAGAGGAUCACGCUUUUAUCAUACAGAAAAUGAUAAAUGGAAACAUUGCGUCCAAGGAAGAGAUAUUGCAGGCUCUCGACAAGAACAAGUACAAUCACAUUACAGCCACAUACUUUUUGCUGGCUGAAUUACGUCUGCGACGGCGGCGUGAAGAGCAGGCCCAAAAGCAAAGGCUUCUCAAUGAUCCCAGCAUCAAAGUGGGUGAUGCGAGUCGCAAGCCCGUGCCUGAAAAACCAAGUCCCACAGAAGCACCGAAAGGAGGAGCACCCAUCAGCAUUAACGUGACUCCAGCAGCUCAGUUUGCCAACGACGGCGGCAAGCCAGACAAACGCAGUCGCAAGUGCAGCAUUGUGCGGGAGGAGGACGAGGAGGAGUCUGCCACAGAGUGCUCAGGCAUAGGAAAUGAGUUGACUGUACAGACGUCGCGGCGCGAGACCACCUCAGAUGGUCUACACAAUAGGUCAGUACACGAGCGUUCCAGCUCUGAGCCCGGGGUGCCAAGCCAUUCACGCACAAAGAUUGUUGUCUCCGUGGAUGCGACGCUGGCCCAGAAGCUGAAGCAGAUGGAGAAAAGUGCCAAGAUAGACGAGGACACGCUGAGUGGCCUGAAGGAGCUGGAGAUUGGCAAACUGAAGCCGCUACCCAGCAGCAGCAAGAAUCCGGUGCUCACACACCGACGCACAAAGCUGAACAAGAUUCGGACGCCUUCGUGCAGCAGCUCGGAGGCAUCCGACGACGACACCAAGACGCGCAACAAGAAAAAAAUCAACAAGUUCGUGGGCGACACGCCCGUGCGGUUUCGCAUGCACCGGCGGGACUCGCACGACGACUCGAGCGACUCGCAGGAUCAGCUUUAUCCGCCGCCUGGAUCGGCCAGCGGUGCGGCCAAUUUUAUCUCGAAAAGCGGCUCCGUAAGUGGUAAAAAAGAAGGACAAUCGCAGUACAAGGAGCCGAAUAAAUCCGAUGAAAAUCGCAAAUCUCACACACAAAAGAGCCGGAAGCAGCACAAGGACCAUGUUGACAAACAUUCCCACGCUGAGAAGCAGCAGGCAGAGAGCACCACAGCUACAACAGGAAACACUACGAACAGGAGGCGACGCAUGCGCGAGAGUCAGUCGCUGGAUCGCAUCACAGAGGCUCAGGAGUACGAGAUGCGGCAUCGCUGCUACGCGGAGAGCGAGGCGCCCUCCUCGUCGUCCUCGUCCACCCAACAUAUCGAUCAGAGGUAUUCAGUGCUCAACCUGAAUACCAGCACAUUCUCCGUUGCCGAAACCAAGGAAGAGUACGACGAGGAGGCAGACGCCGCAGAUGCCACGGACCAAAUCAUGAACACCUUGAAUGCAGCCAAAGCUACGCUUCAGCAAGAGCAAUAUUUUAAUAACAAUACCAAUCUUAGUAGGAACUUCAAUCACCACAACAACCACAACCAUAACAAUAACAAUCACACCCAGAGCAUCAUCCACAUCAGCAGCCAGAAAGCCAACAGCAAGAAGUCCAACGAAACACCAAAAGAUAUUUAUAAUCUAAACUCAAUCGAGCAGAUCGACUUGAUUUUGGAGGAUAAAAGCCUUACCAAAGCAAUACACGUUACCGGCUCUAAAUGCUUUGUCACCAUGAAGAAAAUCCGACGGCUGGGAAAGUACUUUCCCAUGAUGAAUUUUUCUUAAUAGACACAGUUACUUCAUUGCAAAGUGCAUUCUAAAUAUUUAAAAAAAAAAACUCGGUUAAGCGAACUACGUAGAAAAUAUGCAUGUAUUAAUUAAAACGUAUAAACGUCAACGUUAUCCCCCGUAUAUAGGAAAGCGCGCGAGAAUAUUUAAAUUUAAAUUUAGUGGUAGCGUAAUUGUUUUGUCUGUCGUCGUCAUUACGCUUAAAUUAUUCUAAAUAUAUUAAUUUAUGUAUAACUAUAAGUCUAAUCACUCAAUGCAAUAUUUAGUGAAAAUACAUUAAUGC
Messenger RNA from Drosophila elegans, 3144 nucleotides. RefSeq names its product SNF-related serine/threonine-protein kinase (gene Snrk). Gene Ontology annotation, cellular component: cytoplasm. The transcript has 9 exons. The coding region runs from base 294 to 2858 and encodes 854 amino acids. Gene Ontology annotation, biological process: intracellular signal transduction; microtubule cytoskeleton organization; protein phosphorylation. Gene Ontology annotation, molecular function: protein serine/threonine kinase activity; ATP binding; tau-protein kinase activity. Lineage: Eukaryota; Metazoa; Arthropoda; Insecta; Diptera; Drosophilidae. The record is from RefSeq and is a predicted model, not a curated record.